Molecule: messenger RNA, 1176 nt
Organism: Colletotrichum karsti
Lineage: Eukaryota; Fungi; Ascomycota; Sordariomycetes; Glomerellales; Glomerellaceae
Exons: 2
Coding region: 1-1176 (391 amino acids)
Molecular function (GO): ferric iron binding; oxidoreductase activity, acting on single donors with incorporation of molecular oxygen, incorporation of two atoms of oxygen
Source: RefSeq, a predicted model, not a curated record
AUGGUCCGCAUUUCCGCCCUCUCGGCCGCCGGCCUUGCCCUCGUCGGCCUCACCUCCGCCCACCCCGGCGAGAAGCACGACCACAACAAGCUGAAGCGCGACAUCCAGCUCCGUGACGGCAUUGCCAACAUCGGCCAGCGCUCCCUUAGCCAGUGCUCCAACUCCGCCGGUGCCCAGAAGCGCCAGGCCCGCGCCGUCGAGCGCCGUGCCGCGAAGGUCGAGGAGAUCCGCAAGAAGAGGGGCCUCACUGCCCCCGGCAAGAAGUACCGCCGCGAUCUCGACCAGCUCACCGCCUGGGAGGCCAAGAACCACAACAUGACCGGCCUGUCUGAUAACGGCAUCUUCUCUUCCAUCGAGGACGUCUUCGGCGCCAACACCAGCUGUGUCCUCUCUCCCGAGAUCACCGGCGGCCCCUACUACGUCGUCGGCGAGUACAUGCGAUCCAACGUCAUCGAGUCCGAGUUCUGCGACGGUGUCCCCCUCUUCCUUGAGGUCCAGUACGUCGACGUCAACACCUGCGACGGUGUUCCCCAGGUCGCGGUCGAUGUCUGGAACUGCAACGCCACCGGUGUCUACUCCGGCGUCGAGUCUGGCCAGGCCGGUCUGGACACCACCUUCCUCCGCGGUAUUCAGCUUUCCGACCACGAUGGUGUCGUCCAGUUCGAGACCAUCUUCCCUGGUCACUACGAGGGCCGUGCCGCCCACACCCAUCUUCUGUCGCACACCAACGCGACCCUGAUGCCCAACGGCACCAUCUCUGUCUGGAACACUCCCGUCUCUCACAUCGGCCAGCUCUUCUGGCCCGAGAGCCUCCGUGAGAAGGUUGAGGAGCUCGCUCCCUACAACACCAACACGGUCGAGGUCACCACCAACGAGGAGGACAUGUGGUCCGUCCUCCAGGCCGACGAGUCCUACGACCCCUUCCCCCAGUUCGUCUACCUCUCCGACAACCUCCAGGACGGUCUCUUCGCCUGGAUCCAGAUCGGUAUCAACGCUUCUGCCGACUACCAGACCGACGACUACUACGGUGUUGCUGCCUACCUUGCUGAGGACGGCGGUCACUCUACUGGCUACACUGUCGGCGGCGGUGGUGGUGGCGGUGCUCCCGGCAACGGAACCGGCAACGGUACCAUGUCCGGCACUCCCCCCUCCGGCACCGGUGCUCCCCCCUCUUAA